AUGUCUAGGGAAUGUCCUCAUAAUAAGAAUCAGAUGCAUGGGAGGAGCACUGGUCGAGUUUAUACUUUGGAUGCAAGGAAGGCUAAGAGAAACAAUGCCUUAAUUGCUGGUACGUGUCUCGUCAAUAAUCAUCCUUGUUUUGUAUUGUUUGAUUGUGGGGCGACACACUCUUUUGUAUCAAUUAGGUGCAUGAAGCGUCUUGGCUUACAAGCAAUUCUCUUGUCUCUUCCUAUGGUGGUUACUACCGCCAUGGAUGAUGUGGUUGAGACACCGUUGAUUUGUGAAAAUUGUUCGCUCUCGGUGAAUGGUAGAAUUUUCCACAUUGAUCUUAUUUAUUUACCACUUAAGAAGGUUGAUGUAGUUUUAGGGAUGGAUUGGCUUUCCGCCAAUUCGGUGUUUAUUGGAUGUGAAGAGAAGUUGAUUACCAUUCCAUCUAGUGAAGCUACUCCAAAAGAUGUAUUGACUACUAUCUUGGAAGGUACGGUUGGCAUGGUUAAUAUAUUAUUUGAGAAUGAAAAGUCAGUUCUCUUGGUUCUUACCAAGGAAUCUAGCGAUAAUCUGAGUGUUACGCAAAUCCCUGUUGUUUGCGAAUUUCCGGAAGUUUUCCCUGAGGAUGUCACCUCUCUUCCUCCUGAAAGGGAAGUGGAAUUCUCUAUUGAUCUGAUACUUGGGACGGCUCCAAUUUCCGUUUCUCUGUAUCGUAUAGUGCCACUAGACUUGAGAGAGUUGAAGAAUCAAUUGUAA
Molecule: messenger RNA, 744 nt
Organism: Lathyrus oleraceus (garden pea)
Lineage: Eukaryota; Viridiplantae; Streptophyta; Magnoliopsida; Fabales; Fabaceae
Exons: 1
Coding region: 1-744 (247 amino acids)
Source: RefSeq, a predicted model, not a curated record